This is a messenger RNA of Aspergillus bombycis, 267 nucleotides long. RefSeq lists its product as uncharacterized. The coding region runs from base 1 to 267 and encodes 88 amino acids. The record is from RefSeq and is a predicted model, not a curated record. The transcript has 3 exons. Lineage: Eukaryota; Fungi; Ascomycota; Eurotiomycetes; Eurotiales; Aspergillaceae.
AUGAAGUUAUACAUACCCUUGACACUUCUUUUUGCAGCCCUGGCUAUUGCUGCUCCUGCAGAGACGGAGACGGAUGAUUCUGUUUUGGCGGACACUGAAGCUGCCCCGGCGCUUUGCCGCGACAUCACUCGAUACAAUAAUCUUGCGGACGCCAUAAUGAAAAAUGCCGUCGCGCAUGCUACACACACUGGUGCUAGCCAACCAGCUUUUAUGCGCCGCUUCCUGGAUGAGUAUUUUGGGUUAGAUUGGGCAGACCAUUUUAUCUGA